GGCCUUCUUCGACCGCGGACAGACGUCGGCAAGUGGACCGGUUGGAUGCUAAGCUAAUUCAGUCAAAUUACAAUUAAGUAUUUCCGAUUUUUUUCAUCGCUUCGCUGUUUUCGGACGCAUGCACAAGAUCCAGAAAAUUAAGAACCCCCUUGCUCUUGUAGAAUUGUUCGGCUAACAAUCUAAAUUGACUUUGCUAAAUCGCUUUUUGUGUUGCUAGCUAAAACGGCGGUGGUGGGCGCCAGCCUUGUUUGACAACAGCGCUAUUCGGUCACGUUAGUCGUGUUGUUGUUUGUAGCUGCAGGGUGAGCCAUUCAAUUCACGUUAGCUUUGGGCGGCAAAAAGAAAAUAGCUCAGUGCAAAUAGAGGAAGUUCAGCAUGGCAGAGUUUCUGGAAGAUCCGUCGACUUUAACUAAAGAAAAGCUCAAAACCGAGCUUACGGCGAACAAUGUGCCACUUCCGAGCGGCGAGCACAAGAAAGAAGUGUAUGUUCAGCUGUAUCUGAAGAACUUAACCAUCCUCAACAAUAAGAAAAGUCCUCCUACAGACACUUUCUCCAGCGACGAAGAGUUACCUGCACCCGUGGUCACUAAUAAAAGUCGCUCAGGAAGAAAAGCCACAAAGAAGACUGACAAGCCUCGUACAGAAGAAGUGGAAGUGACAGAACUCACAGACGAAGAUUUAAAACAACAGCUGGCCAAGCACGGGGUGGAAUCCGGACCCAUUGUGGCUUCCACCCGUAAAGUGUAUGAGAAGAAGUUGCAGAAGAUUUUGGACCAGCCGCCACCUGAGCCCGAGGCCACUGCAGAGGUCACAACCCUCCCAAAGGUUGAUAGUAACCAGAAUGGCAACACCAACUCUGACCAGUACAGUGACAAGGAGGACGAGGUGCUUGCUGCCCCUGAGCCAGAACCGGUUCCUGUUGUGGAGAAACCUGUGCGCAGCAGAGGAAAGACCCCCACCACUGUCCGCACCAGCAGCAGACGACAAGCUAAAAUAGUGGAGGAAAUUACAGUUACAGAGGAAACACCGAAGAAAAAGUCUGCAGAGAGUGCGGUUGAAGAUAUUCUUGCAAAUGAAAUAAGUUCACCAACUGGAAUGAGUGCAACCUGCCGGCGUCCGAUUCGUGGUGCAGCAGGCCGGCCUCUGAAGCCCAGUGAGUAUUGGCUGGACGAGUCCCGUGUUCAGACCACAAUCCUCUCCGAGAGCCGUACAGAGUGUCUGAAAGCGGGCAGCUCUUCGGCCGCACCACCUGCUUCACGAGGCUUCCUGUCUACACUCCUCAAGCUCCUCUUGCUCAUUGCCAUCGUCAUUGGUCUCUACUAUGCUUACCAGAAGGUGGAUGCCAGUCACAUUGAGGCCCUCAAAGGUCUUGUGGACAGCGUCCUGGUCCCUCUCCAAGGGGCGAUGGAAAGCACUGCCACUUACCUGGGCAUUGGUGGAGGAGAGGCCCCAGCCGCAGUGGAGCAGCCUGCAGAGUGAAAACCAGCAGCGCCCUCAUGUCCAUUGUUAGCAACAGCGCAUCACAACCCAAACAACAAACUCGGCAUACUUCUUUCUUAAUUUCACCAUCAUGGUUGGACAAAAGACACAGAUUUAAAAACUCUUAUCUCCUCUCCUCAAUUCAGUCUCUCCUCCUGACAAUUGGAGGGAUUCAGCAGUAGCUUCUGGGUGACCCCAUCCGAAGUGACUCAUUUUAUGGCGUUUUUUAACCUGUGAAAUUGUUUGUCUUUGUGAGCAUUAACCGUGUAUGUAGAAAUGUGAGCUGAUUUGGGAAGGCCACUUUAUCCAUGCAUGAUUGUAUUUUUGAAAGUCAUACUGUAGUUUUUCAUACUUGCGUGUUUUUGGAUGGUGAAGUGCCUGGAUAAAUGCAAGCACUUAAGAUGCCCUCCCAUUUCAAGCACAUACUUUGCUUCUACUAACUCCGCCGUAAAUGUUUUUGUGCAAAUUUAACCAUUUGCUCUGUUGGUAGUAACCGAUUUCUAUGGUGCUCAGGUUAAAUCUCUUGAUGUGCUCUGUGCUGGAAGGAGAGGUGGAGCCAGGUCACAUUGCCACAUGAAGAAAGUUAUACAUUCAUUUUCACUCACUGCUUGAAUCAUGGGCUUUUUUUUUAUAAUUUGUAAUCUGGUCACUCUUAUUGUAUUUAAUCACUUUUUCAAAUGAUGAUUUAAGAUAGAUAAUAUACUGUACUUUUAUUGUAUCAAUUUUAAAAGCAGGACUGAGCAAGUUUUUAACAAAAUGCUUUCCAGGUGAUUUGCUGAGGUGAAUUUGACAAUUUCUUAUUCGGAAGCUUCAGUGUCCGAUCACAGAUUUCUUUCAGUUCUGCCAUAGUAACCAUUUGAGUUUACAUGCUUUGGGUUUUUGUGCUUGGUUGUGCUUUUUCAUCAUUAUAUUUGUGUUUUUAUAAUUAUGUUUCUGAUCCUUCGGUCCUCCAUGUCUUAGUGCAGGACUGGCCAAUGCAGUGCACCCACGUAGCCCAUUAAACUGACUGCAUUUGUCCAUAUAUGGCAGAUCUGCCAAGUUAAAUGUUUUUAGUAAACAGAGAAAAUAAUCACUGAAUGUGAAAGGUGGGGGUGGGACUAAUUCAUUUUGAUAUUUUUUGAAAGUAAAUGUAAAGGUUUUUAUAGCACAUCUUAGGAAAACAUGUGAAGGCAAUAUGCAAUACACGCAGAAGCCAGAUUUAACAAAAUUUCACAACAGGCAGCUCUCAGCAAAAUGGACAGACAACAUGGGUUAUGUGGGUAAGGAUUUGUGGUCUGUUUAUUUAUGAUAAUGUAGGCUGUGUAUCAUGAAAUAAACUCAAUUGUCCCCACA
Messenger RNA from Boleophthalmus pectinirostris (great blue-spotted mudskipper), 2811 nucleotides. RefSeq names its product thymopoietin b (gene tmpob). Lineage: Eukaryota; Metazoa; Chordata; Actinopteri; Gobiiformes; Gobiidae. The transcript has 6 exons. Gene Ontology annotation, molecular function: DNA binding. The record is from RefSeq and is a predicted model, not a curated record. Bases 376 to 1479 code for a protein of 367 amino acids.